CUUCGCGUGUCUACUGCACAAGCUCUCUGUUCGUUGCUUUGAUAUGGGAGAGCAAUCCUCCAUCUGAUCCGGCAGCGAAUAAACAAGUGGUCAUUGCACUAGAUGAAUUGAAGGCGGAAACCAAGAUUUAGUUGCUACAAUCAAUACUGUAGCAUAUUUUACAGUGCAACUGGUGGCUGUCGCUCUAUUUGCCUAUAAGAGGUGGAAGGAGUUUCAUUGCUGAAUCGUCAUGAACAUUUAUGUUUUUAUGGUGAGACGUGAGCUGCAGUGAGUUAGUAAAUUUGGUACAUGCACGUUAGCAUAGUUGCAGUAGGCGGUAGUGUGUGAGAAGUGUGGCAGUCUAAUGCAAAUAGAGUGAGUGCUCUUUGGACAAUGAUGUCUCAUCUAUGACAAGAGCACGUGAGCUGUUAGACGGGAAGUUUGACAGGGGAGGGGAUUGGAAUGGGAAAUUGGUUGAGACCAUGUUUGGUAGACGACGUUUGCUCACAUUAGAUUAGGUGGAAAUGUUCUAUUUCAGACUAGAACGCAACUCCCCCUCGGAUGUGAGGGUGUGUGAGGAGGAGUAUAUAAGAGCAAGCUCACCAGCUCACUUCAUCAAUAUCGAGGAUAUCGGUCAUCAUCAUGUUUUCAUUUUUUGUGACAGUUCUUGUGCUCAUUCAAGUCAUUGCUACUUGUGGUGGUCAAAGUGUGUCAGAUGAGAGAAAUCAGCAGACAUGUGUGUCUGCUGGUGUACCCGGAGUACCUGGAUCACCUGGAGUUAAUGGAUCACCCGGACGAGAUGGAAUGAAAGGAGAAAAGGGGAUGAACGGAGAGAAAGGAUUAGUUGGAGAUGGUGGUGCACAAGGAAUAAAAGGAGAAGAAGGAAGGGAAGGAGAGAAAGGAAUAAAGGGAGAGAGAGGAUUAGUUGGAGAUGUCGGUGGUAAAGGUAAUGCUGGGAAGAUAGGUCCACAAGGUCCACAAGGUCCAGGAGGGAUAAAAGGAGAAACAGGAAGGAAAGGAGAGAAAGGAGAAGCUAUGACACUCAACUGGAAACAGUGUGUGUGGGAUAGAAAUGAUAAUAAGGACAGCGGUCUGAUUCAGAACUGUAAUUUUAGGAAACAUGACAGCAAUUCAGCUCUACAUGUUGCAUAUGCAGGAAAUCUCAGGGUUGUAUGCUACAGUGGUGAGUGCUGUUCUCGAUGGUAUUUUACAUUCAACGGUAACGAGUGCAGUGGACCUAUGACUAUUGAGGGAGUUGUGUAUGGUAAUCCAGCUAAUGAUAAUCCUCUCCGUCACAGACAGAUUGAGGGAUACUGUGAGAACAUUCCAGCAGGUCAAGUCACAAUUGGAUUCAACAUUGGAAACUGUAACAAAUAUACAUCAACAACGUAUAAUGGCGAAACAGGAUGGGCAUCAGUAUCUCGCAUUAUGAUUUCAGAAGUUCUUCCAUCACAAAAGUGACUGAAUUAGAGAGAAAUUAGAACUUGUGUUCAGUAUAGUUUGCAGUACGUACAGUACGAGGUAGCUGAAGUAGGAGGCUGGAUAGUGUGCGUGCAUGUCUCUUGUUGCUGUAUGUGAGUGUAUGUAUAAUUAGUUCAGUGUAUAGCUGCAACUAACAAUCGAUAUU
This is a messenger RNA of Corticium candelabrum, 1606 nucleotides long. RefSeq names its product collagen triple helix repeat-containing protein 1-like. NCBI's taxonomy places the organism in Eukaryota, Metazoa, Porifera, Homoscleromorpha, Homosclerophorida, Plakinidae. The transcript has 3 exons. The record is from RefSeq and is a predicted model, not a curated record. The coding region runs from base 622 to 1440 and encodes 272 amino acids.